GUGAGUUGCGAUUUGGAGGCGAAGGGUGGAAGUAGGAGGAAAGAUUCGCAAGUCUGAGAGUUUUGCGGUUUAUCUGAAUUUUGCUUCGUUUCUUCACUCUCCGCUACGUUCAGUGGGGAGAGGAGACAUUUCUCGAAAAGAAGUCUCGUUUAGAGGACUUCUUCCAUUGUAAUCCCCGGUUGCCUUGUGCCCAGGGGGAUUCGAUGUUUGUUUUGGAUCUUGAUAAUCACAUGCUUAAGAAAACUAGCAGAUUAAAGAAGGCAACACAAAGAGGGGAGCGAGCCUUGUUAGUUCGGAGACCUGGAAAGGCAGAGAAGGGGUGUGAGGAAUCAGUGGGAAGGUGACAUAAAAGUUGGAGAUGGGUGGAGGCGAGAGAUUUAACAUUCCUGGUCAGCAUAGAAAUAACCUUGGCAAACAGAUUAACCGUCAGAAGUUGUUAGAGCGCAACAAUCAAAAGAUGAACACGUCUCUCAGUAAGGACAGGGUCCGUGGCUGUGGGACAUCUCUUGCAUGGCAGGCCAUGCAGAAUGGAGUUAACAACAAUAACACUCGUUCCUCGAAUCAAAACUGGAGUGCUGGGUUUCCAGCCUCCAAGAACUUCUUCACCGAUCAAGACAACCAGAAUUACGCUGGAGCCAAAUUUAGUGAACCACCAUCACCGAGUGUACUUCCCAAGCCACCAAGCCACUGGGUGCUCCUUUCCUGCAGUCCAGCUGAGAAAGAGCUGAUGUCCUUUCAGCUGAAAACCUUGCUAAAGGUCCAGGCCUAAUUUGGACCUACCAAAACCAUCAAUGAUAAAUAAAUGCCUAUGGGACACUUACAGGGUUCUAGGUUGAAGAAUGCCAAACAGUGUGUUAAACAUGAGAUCUUACUUGACUAUGCCAGCAUGGAAUGGAUCGUUUUUUUUUCCUAAAAUCCCUCAGGAGUUAAACUGAAUGGUGGGUGAAGCUUCCGUGAAGAGGACUCCCGCAUACGAAGCACUUUCUCCACAGCAUAGCUGGUGCUUGAUGCACUGAAUUUACAACUUGCACCCAAAUUAAUGUUAUACAACACUUUGCACUUGAAGUAAGCAGGUGAACAGCUUCAGGACUUGGCUUUGGAUUGUUUUCUUCUGCUAACUUUGAAUGCUGUUCACCUACUCUUGUAUAUCUUUAAUUUGCAGCGUGUGCUGUGGUAGCUCUUAGUUAUGUCAUCAUUUUAUUAAGUUAAUGGAGUCUGACAUUGUUUUAACCUGUGUAUUAUUUUAGUCUGUUCAGCCUGGCUGUAUGGCCCAUCUAGUUGGAUCUUUGCAGUACUGGGCUUACAAAAUUAUACAAAUUGUUACAAACAAGUACAUUCUUCCCUUAAGGCAGUGGGUUCAAGCACCCACUCCUGUGUCACAGCUUUGGGUAGACACUUUAAUCCAUUACAAAUAUGUAGAGAUAUAUAUACCACCUUGAGGAGUAUCCUCCAAGACCAUGAUCUUAGUAUUUAUGCCACCUGUAGAACUAAGCCUUGUUCCCUCCUGGAGUGCUGCUCUUCAGUUUGGGAAAGUGUGCCUUGAGGUUUUAAGGGUAAUUAUUAAGUACAAAUGGUUUUUCCCCAUGCUGAAAUGAAACAUUCUUAAUUGUGAUUUAACAUUUUGGACAGUUUAUGAUGUUUUAAGUCCUCCCCUAAUGCGUUCCUUGUAUUAAUUAAUAGUAGGCAAGAGUUAAAAUUUUUGUAUAAAAAUGCCCAAUAUGUAAAGUUUUCCAAAGUAAGACAGGAUAUCACCAGGAGUGAAAUGAGCAUCAUUUGGUUGAAAAAAUGGUUUAUACAAAAUAGUGAACUUUUUCCCCUACUCCUCCCUUUUCUCCCAGCAGAGUAAGUAAAAGGGAAGCAGAUCCUGACCACAGGUCCCUUUUUAUUUCAGGGUGCAACAUCUGCACAGAAAAAAUCCGGUUUGCAAAUCAUGCAGGCACUGCUUGUAGGGCAAGGCUGAGCAUAUAAAGAAAAUAGUGAAAACUGUCCAAAAUGCAUUAUAUUGGGAAAAGUUUUUCUCAAGUACGGGGAUCAGCUUUUUUUAUUUUAUUACAGAUAGUACCCCUUUAAACAAAAUUUUAUGCACAGACUGAUCCUAAUCUCUGAGGUAUAGUGAAUAAGAUUACUUUAGAUCUGCAAAUUACAUUUAUUGUGCCAAUGAGAGUAUAUUUGCACUGUAAGACUGCCAAAUUUGAAAUCCUAAACCUGUUGAUUUUCGUCCAAAAAGUAGAUUGCCCGAAGUAUACCUUUUAUUUACGAACAUCUGUCAAGGCUGUAAUUGAGAGAGAGAGAGCUGCGUAUGUAUGUCUUGUUUACUAUGGUGGGUGGACAUGACUGCCUUUUGCGGUCACUUGUGCUUAUUUAGCAACACUGGGCAAAUUUGUAUCUGGGCAGUAGCCCACGGUUCCAAUCCGUUUUUCUUUCGUUCUUCUACCUGCAGCUGGUGGGGAAAGAAAGCUCAAAACCUAUUGGCUGCUAUGAAAUACUGUCCUGGUGAAGCUUUGCCCAGUGUUGGCAGAUAGGCCCCAGUUUAUCUUGCUUUUAGGAAAUGAAGCAUGUUUUGUAGCCCGCAACAGAUCUUAGAAUGAUUCUAGCCUAAUAAUGAAUAGCCCUGUUUUACACAUCCCUUGAUUGUUUAAAGCUCUUACUGUGAAUUAUACUUCAGGGUAAUGGAAUCAGUUGCAGGCUUUUUAUAUGGUUAGUUCUAAAAUGAGCACCCUUCAACUUGGCACCCUGUAAUGUCUUCAGAACAUAAUAUUCAAUCUAGAACAACUAGGAGCCAUGUAUAUAACUGUAAAAGUUGUAGAAUAUGUAAAUGAAUGCAGGCAAACCUGCAAAGAUAAAGUAUUUUUUAGUACAAACUGCUGAAUGUAGUCACGCAAAAGCUGUGACUUUGUAAAACUAAUUAUUUUCUUUAAGGAAAACACGUGCGCGUGUAAGUAGCCUUUGCACAAAGUGCCAGUGUAUAUAUAUAUAUGUACACGUUCUCGUGUUAAGAAUUGUAAACUGGUUCUGUUGUGGGAUUGGUGCAAAUGAAGCAUUUAAUGGUUUUAUAUAAACAAAAAAAAAAACUUUUUAAAAAAAUAUUCUUAAUAUUGCUGCUCAGACCAUUUUUUGGUAAAGACACAUUGUGUAUGUAUAAAUAGAUGUAUUUUUGAUAUUGUUUGUCAGGGGUCCUGCUACUGACGCUGUGAUUUGUAAUGUGACAAUGUGACUGUGCUGUAUAGUACUUAAUGUGACAGUUGCUUUGGAUGCACUGUUUGGGCAUUCGUUCCAUUGUUAAACAGUGUUCAGAACGGAGUCGAACGGAGCCAUAUUGACUUUUAUGCAAAAGAGAUUGUUUACAUCUGUAUCUGGAGGAUAUCCUUUUCCCAAAGUUGCCGAGACCAAUUUGAGCACCUCCUUCUGCAACAGCCUUAACCUCUCUCAUACCAACUGGAUUUCUGUCUUCAAGACUGCACAUUCCUUGAACUGUUAGUUGAACUGUUCCCUGUAUGCUUUAACAACAAUACUGCCACAAGGGUAAGCAUUGCUGGUAUGGGCAAUAUAAUGGAGAGUUCAAUGUAUUAAAAAUAUAAUUUUUAUGUGUGCCCACAAAUAGUCUGUAUAAAAACCCUCACUGCUUUCUAACAGUUUUGCCCUAUAGUUCACUUUCCCACUAGUAAUGAUGCUGGCAUUUGUAGUAUUGACUUUAUACAACCAAUAUAUAUAUAGAAGCUGCAACUUGUGUAUUGUAUGAAACUUUAUGAAAUGUAUUUGGGCAAAGGCAGCUAUUGGAAAAGGCUGGUGUCAUUCUGCUUUUCUCCCUCCUCCUCUUUUUUUCUAAAGCUGCUGACUGUCUCGACAAUGUUAACUUUCCUCCACUUUUUGGUGGCAAGCAUUUCUGGAAUACUGCAGUGCUGUAUUCUGUUUUUAAUUUUAUUUUAAUAUACUCUAAGGAGUUAAUUUGGAUCACAAUGUGAUUUUUGUGCGAAAAUAGUCUAUUUAUACAUAGAGAAUGUGUCAGCAGCACUUUGGUGUUAACCACAUAUAGAAUGGGUUAACUACUUGUAACUGUUCUCCAAAGAAUAAUUGGCCA
Molecule: messenger RNA, 4078 nt
Organism: Xenopus tropicalis (tropical clawed frog)
Lineage: Eukaryota; Metazoa; Chordata; Amphibia; Anura; Pipidae
Gene: pnrc2
Product: proline rich nuclear receptor coactivator 2
Biological process (GO): nuclear-transcribed mRNA catabolic process
Cellular component (GO): P-body; nucleus
Source: RefSeq, marked provisional